Punctularia strigosozonata HHB-11173 SS5 is the source of this 1281-nucleotide messenger RNA. RefSeq lists its product as uncharacterized. The transcript has 2 exons. NCBI's taxonomy places the organism in Eukaryota, Fungi, Basidiomycota, Agaricomycetes, Corticiales, Punctulariaceae. Bases 1 to 1281 code for a protein of 426 amino acids. The record is from RefSeq and is a predicted model, not a curated record.
AUGAUUGCCGUGAUCCAGCUUUGCUGCGACGACUGCGGCGAUGUCCGCGCCCACCCGCCCGACGCGGACCAUGCUGCGUCCGCAGCUGCGCGCGCGUUGAUCAGGUCGGGAACCGAGUUCGACUCAGGCCCAUCCUCUGACUCUGCCAUGCUCAUCGACGAAAAGCCGCGCGUCCUCGACCCGACCGCCUCCGACGAACCGCCGCCGUAUGCGGCGACGGCGGGUGCGUCCCUGCCGCACGUCCGGCCGAGCAACUGCCUCUCCGUUGCGCGCACCGGCGACGCCCCUAUCCGCGGGCCCUUCAUCGUCGACCCGCUGCUGGUCAUCCCCGCCGCGCUCGUGGCGUCCCAAACCUCGGGGAAGAGAAGGGACAACCUCCGACUAGAGACGAGGGACGGGCCUAUAGACGCGGAUGUCUGGGUCGUCCCCAAAGCCGCAGCCGCUCUGCGCGCCAACGCGAGCGCCCCCUCCACGACUCUCGCGGAGAGUACCACCGCCCAAUUGAACUUCAAAACACAGCGUGGGCCGCUGUCCAUGCGUCUGCGCACGGCGCCUGAAUCGCCAGUCACGCUGGACAUCAUCGCGACUUCCGUCGGCGGGCCCAUAUCCGUCUUCCUCCCGCGGUCGUUCCGAGGCACCGUCGAGUGCUCCGGACCGCUCUCGCUCUCGCCCGCGCUGGACGAGGAACUGACGGUGUUCGAGGAAAUCGACGAGACGCGGCGCUGCUGGGUCGGCGCGUUCGAGGACGCGCAGUCGGACGCGCCCGGGAAGGAGACAUCGUCGCUGCACCUGUGGACCGCGUACGGUCGCAUCGAAAUCUCUUAUGUGGACGAGGACCUGCCGCCCGCGGCGGAUGACGCGCAAUUGGACGACCCGGCACCUGCAGCACCACCCGCAUUUUCGCCCGCCAUGCCUACGAUGCCCACGGUGCCUGCGAUGGCUAUGAUGGGUGCGAUGUCCAUGACGCCCACAUCGCCCGCAAUACUCUCCGUGCCUGCGAUGCGCUUCCCCGCCCUCUCCGCCGGCCCCACGCAAGGUUCCGUACCCGACCCGCCGCCUACACCGCCCGUCCCGCGCCCGCACGAGGUGGACCCGGAUCUGGACGCGUGCCCGCGCGGGCUGGUCUCUUGGGUGUGCCGUAGCCUCGAGCGGCGACUUGUCCCGCCCAGCGCGGCGCUACGGAAGCAGCUGCUGAUCGAGAUCAAGUUGGGCGACAGGGUGGGCCGUAGGAUGCCGAGUCCGGCACAUCCGCCGCCUGUAUUCAACGAGGAGGUGGAUUGA